UUUCUCUACCUUAUUUUAGGCUGCAGCAGCUAAAGCUAGUGGACAACUGUUGCUAGAUACUGAGAAUAGCCCACAUUUAAAUGGCCAAGGACCUUAUGGAAAUGACAGUGAUCAGCUUCAACUUCCUGAAACUCCUACAGGGUUUCAACAAAAUGAUUACAUGCCUAAUCAGCUAAAAAAUCAUAAUCAAACACCUACACCUAAUGCAGCUAAUUUAUUUGAUUUGAAUUCUACUUAUUCAAGUUUUCCACCACAGCCGCAACAUUUAUUACCCUUCAGUAACCAGAUAACUCCUGUUGAACCCAUUAAAAUAGAUCAUCAAGGUUUGCUCUCAGAUCAACAUACUACGGGAGAAUAUAGUAGUUCGGGAAUACAUCCUGUUACUAAUGUCCGCUUGAAGAAUCUUAUUCUUAAUAGACAAAAUCAGAAAGAACAGCUUCAAAACUUUGCAGCAGCAGCCGCAGCUCAAAAUGUGGGUAAUAUAUAUUCUGAUACACCUGUGAGUCCCAUUCCAGUACAUCCUCAGUCAGGUGAAAACGAUAGAUAUGCGCAACAAACUCCCCCUACUCCAACUUCAUUGCAUAAUAGAGUUGGCAAUAAUCCGUCUGACAAUGGAAUUCCAGCUGAGGAUACUAGUUAUUUAGGACAGAGCCUGACCUAUGAGCCUUUAAGAAAUCUUGCUUUACCAUCUCCUGAUUCAGAGAUGUCUUGGAGAAAAAAUGAUUCUCCAGCUAACUUAGACGAAGAUAGUGUGUUAAAAAAUGGCCAAGCUUCUAUAAAUAAUUCCGCAAAUCAUACUGAUGGAAUAAGUUAUUCAGGAACAGAUCAAGGUUCAAUCAAUGGAUAUGGUUACCAAAAUUUCUUCGACUCUAGUAAUUCACAUGAUGUUAACGGCUCUGACUCAUCAAAUAGAGAUGAUUUUCCCGCCUCCAACAAUACUUCACCACAAAAAUAUUCAACUCAAAAUGCACAGUCAGUUUAUACUAACCAAUAUUUUCAGUCACCAAAUGAUAUGAAUUCUUAUUCAUCAAAUACAAAUGAAGUGGUUGUUUCUCAAGGUUCUUAUCCCACUACAACGUCUGCUCAAACCAAUCAUUCAUCUCCUUACUCCCAGCAUCUGUCUUCCUCUCCUGAUCCUAGAGAACCAUUGCCAAGUCCAUACAACCAAAAUCAGUCCUAUGAGCACCAAACUAAUGGAAAAUCUUCUGAAACUCCAACUUCAAAAUCUGAGAGCAAUUCUGAAACUACUACUAGCACAAUGACUGAUGGGACAGAUCGAAAUUCUUCUAAUCAAUCUUCAGAACAAGGCAAUUUUUUAUUACUUACGACAGCAUCUUUGAAUACAUACACAAACACUAUCAACACAUAUAACACUUCAACUUUCCCAUCAUCGAAAAAUUCGACCAGCCUACCUGCUAUAGGUUCCAUAUUCAAUUCUGGACAUACUGUGAUAUCAAAUUCAUCAGAUUUGGCUACACAACUGAAGGUGACUUAUUCGGGGAGUGUACCUACUAGUCAUUGGAUUAGUGGUGGUCAACUUCCACCUAUGGUAGAUAAUGGUCGUAAUGAUGAUUUCUGUGGUCUUGACCCAGUUUCUUUGGGGGGCAUAUUUUCUUCUCUUAUCCCUGCUCCUUCUUCAAAUCUUAUACUCACAACAAAUGACAAUAGUAAGAAUUUAGUUACGAGUCAGCAAGAAUCCAAUUGGUGGGAGCAGAUGAAAAGUACUGUAAAGAUAGAAGUGCCUCCUGCAUCACCAGACUGUGAGGUUCUGGAAAAUCAGCCUUCAAGUCCAUCCACUGCUGCGCUACCUACGUCAUUGUAGUUUGCAUUCCGUUCCUUGGGUCUUGAGGAAAACAAAAGCAGUUUUUUAAAAAUAUUUUUUAAUAGCUACUUACAAGAUAUUUUUUACAAAAAGUACAAACUAUUUAUUUUAAAAUACUUUAGCCUUCAAAUCUCUUAUAGAAUAUUUUUCAAAUGUCAGACUAUCGAUGCCAUACCAUUUAAUGUCUUUUUUUUUGUAUUAUGUGAAAGUGAAAUUAUUUAUGUUUUCCAUAGGGCAAUCAUUUUUAGAUACUCAUGUAAAUGUACAUUCUACCUCAGUCUAAUUUUUUUAAAGAGAAAAAAAAAUAAAUAAUAAUGAUGAACUCAAAUUGUGAUGCUUAUUUGACAUGGUGAUUAGUUUUCUGGUCAUUAAAUCUAUACUUUUUUAAUACAGAAAUCAUUUUUAAACAAUUAAGGCCUUGAUACUUAAUUUUUGUUUUUAUGUCGUACAAUGUUUUGAAAAUGCAAUGUAUAUAUUUUCUUUUAUUUUAAUUUUAGUUUGUGCUUAACUAUGAAUUUGUUUUAAAUUAUAAAAUAUUAUUUAAGUCAUUCUCAUAGUUUUUUAAAUAUAUGUGAGUGUCAAAUCCCUUUUUAUCUCAUUGCUUAUGUAACUAAUGUAGUGUAACAAUUUGGUAGUUUAAAACAUCUUAAAUGCUCGUAAAUUAGUAUUAUUUUUAACUGACAGUAGUAAUUAUUUUUGGUAUUUUAGUUUUGAGGACAAUUCUAAUAAAUAAUGUACGACGAUAAUUUAUUCAGAUAAACAUAUUUUUUAUAAAAAUAUUUUUGUAGUGAUUUGAGCUAUAUUGAGAGAUGGAAUGAAAUUGCUGCCUUUUGAGAGAAAGUGUAUAAAAUGAUACAUAGUAUUAAUAAUUGAAGGUAUUUUUUUUAAAUCCUCUUCUCUUAAUUUUUUGAUGCAACAUUGUUCUUCCUAUUCAUGUUCUGUGUAUUAAAUGAUACAUAAUAUUAAUAGUUAAAAGUAUUUUUAAAAAAAAUUCUUUUCUCUUAAAUUUUUGAUGCAAUAUUGUUCUUCAUAUUCUAGAAUUCAUUUUAUUUCUGAAUUGGCCAUAGGCAGCUCAUUAAUAUGCAUAGAAUUUUUUUUCUUAUCAGUAUUAGUUUUUGUGUGCACUCUCAUAGUUUUUCGUUAGUCACUUUACUGUAUUUUGUAUGUAGUCCUAAUUUAUUAAUUUAACUUAAUGUUAUUUAACCUUUGUGAUUGUUUAUUUUUCAACUAGGACAAUUAGAAAUAAUUCAUUGACUUUUUCAAUGCUCCAAAAUACUAAUUGGUCAAUUUACUGGGGCCAAUUGUCACUAGUGAGCGCAUUAAAUUAAAGACAAUUGACAAAAAAAGAACCAAAGAUUGCCUAUUUUGCCCUAAGCUUUUGACAGCCUUGCCAAUAAAAAAAUCGUUUAUUUUAAAAAUGAUAAGAAGAAUUUAAGAAACGUAGUGCUUUAGUUCAUCAAUAACGUGAAAUUUUUCUACCUUGGGCGUUUAAAUACUUCCUAAUUUUAAAAACUAUUUUCUUUAGUGUACGAGGUUUUUUUUAAAAAAAACUUCAUUCUAAAGACUUAUUUGUUUUUAGUGCUCGGAUGCUACUCUGAAUAUCAACUUGCCUAAACAAAGAGAAUUUGCUCUUAAAUUUCGCUGUGUUAAUAAGGUCCCUAAAACCAUUAUUUGCAUAAUCUAAAACAUAAACAAGGCUUGAAACAAUAAAAUAUGGCAAAAAAUAAAAUUUAGAAAGAAGGAUAAAAAAAAUGUUUUUUUAUUUUUUAUUCAAUAUCAGUAUGCCUAACUUCUUAUUCACUUAGAGCUUUAAAUAUUCUUCGUACGUCGUUUCUAGUCAUGUUAGUUUUUGGAUUUUUUAGCAAUCCAUUAAAACGUAUAAAUUAAACUACAUUUAAGCUUCUAACUUUUUUUUUUAUCUUUAUAAAGUGAUAUUUUUUGUGGAUGCUGUUUGUGUGAUAGUAUUUGUUUCAGCUAUAUUAGUAUUGAAAAGCCUACUUAAUAUUUUUUUUUUUGCUUUGUUCAUAGCUAUUAGACCAUUAUUUUUGAAUUUGUAUGUUUGCUAUAUUUCUAAGUAAUUAAUUUUUCAAUUAUUUAAAAGAAUAUUAUUUUAUUCUAGAAUUACUUACUUUAAUUGAUUUUAUUUGAUUAUUUGCAUAAGUAACUAUUGAAUCUCAGACUUGAUGUUUUUAAAAAAAAAUUUAUGCAACAUUUUUGUGUCAAUUACUUAAAUAGUUUGUUUAUUUAUUACUCGUGUAAUUAGUCAUUGUGGAUUGUAUUAGCAAAUGCAAAUUUUGUAUUUUAACAGGUGAAGCUAUAUUUUUAGACUUCUAAAGUUUUAAUGACUUUUACUAUAUUUUGUACUAUUAGUCACCAAAUACAUAUGUAUCAUAUUAGAAUAUACAAAACUUACAAUUAUAGCAAUAAUUGUUACUUAGCAGUGUUCAUUAAAAUGUGCCUAACUGUUAACUACUUUUUUUAUGUGUGAUAUUUAUUUUUUGUAAAUUGAUCAGUCCCAUGUAAUGCGUCAAUAAUGAGACUUAUCUGUAAGAUGUCACAACAUAUUGCUAAUGUUUAACUUUUU
Parasteatoda tepidariorum (common house spider) is the source of this 4406-nucleotide messenger RNA. The record is from RefSeq and is a predicted model, not a curated record. Lineage: Eukaryota; Metazoa; Arthropoda; Arachnida; Araneae; Theridiidae.